Molecule: messenger RNA, 3386 nt
Organism: Vespa crabro (European hornet)
Lineage: Eukaryota; Metazoa; Arthropoda; Insecta; Hymenoptera; Vespidae
Product: CD63 antigen-like
Exons: 6
Coding region: 321-1046 (241 amino acids)
Cellular component (GO): membrane
Source: RefSeq, a predicted model, not a curated record
GUUCGAAGCAGGAAUAUCGUUCUCGUUAAUUGUUCCGAAUCACUGAAAGAUAUUUCUUAAAAUUUUUCAGUCUAUAUAUAUAUAUCUAUCUAUAUAUCUAUAUAUCUAUUUAUAUAUAUAUACAUAUAUAUAUAUAUAUAUAUAUAUAUAUAUAUAUAUAUAUAUAUAUUAAUAAAUUGUGUAAUUGGUAUCAUAGAAACGAAUCGAUCUCAAAUUAAUAAGGUGAAACAAUUUCAACGACGAAUCGUUCAUCUUACAAAAGUAUCCUUAUUUUUUCGCGCCUAAUCAAAAAAAAGGAGUGAGAAAAGUGAGGCGGAAAAAUGGUGUCCGGCACUAUGGCUUGCGUGAAAUACCUGCUAUUCCUUUUCAACUUGAUAUUCGCGAUUACCGGUAUCGUCUUUAUAUCAGUGGGCGCAGUAAUACUGGUCGUUUACAGUGGUUACAAAAACUUUGUCGAUAGUUGGUUCUUCGCUGCACCUGUUUUAAUGAUAAUCGUUGGCAUUGUAGUCUUCCUGGUGUCGUUCUUUGGUUGUUGCGGAGCAAUAAAGGAAAAUCAUUGCAUGUUGAUAACAUACUCGGUCUUCUUGAUGAUUAUUUUUGCACUGGAAUUGGGUGCAGGCAUUUCAGGCUACGUAAUGCGUAAUGAGGUAGAUUCGAUGUUACUUAAUCGUAUGAAUACAACCUUUUAUCAAUACAAAAGCGAUGAAAACAUUCGUAAAUCCUGGGACAUCAUGCAAUACGACUUACGAUGCUGUGGUAUAGAAAAUCCAGGAGAUUGGGCCAAACUUAAUUACACGGAUAAUAUAAUACCGGAUUCUUGUUGUACGGAAAUUUCUGCAGGUGAUAAAUGUGAUUCGAAUUCGGUUCAUUCCAAUGGUGAUGGCUGUAUGUCCAAGUUACAACAGACCAUUAAGUACAAUUCUUUGGCUUUAGCAUCCGUUGGUAUAGGAAUUGCUCUUACUCAGUUGAUUGGAGUAACCUUUGCGUGCUGUUUGGCUCGCUCAAUUCGUCGCGAGUACGAGACUGUCGAAACCACAGCACACUGAUCUGCCAUCAGUUAAGGGGCAUUUUUCAUAAUAUUGUUCAUCAUACAUUGGCAGAAAGAUAUUUAUAGUUCCAUUGCGAAUAUGACCAUUUUUAUUAAUUAUUAAAAUGCUUAAAAAUGUAUAGCAAAGAGGAAUGAUGUUAAAAUUAUGUUAAAAUAACUUUUCUAUACACGUAAUGUAAAAGAGAAAAUAUAUCUUGGAAAGGUUUAUUAUUGAAGAACUAUUUUCUGAUUUCUCUUUAUGAAGAAUUCUCUAACAAAAAUGAAAUGAUUUACUGCCAUUACAUGCCAAAAAUACCAAAGAGAGCGCAGCGACUAUAAAAAUAUAUAUACAAUUUCUCUCUUAUUUUUUUUCUUUUUUUUUGUAUAAUACAAGAAGACCAUCGUAAUGGAACAAAAAAAAAAAGAAAAAAAAAGAAAAAGGAAAUAAAUAAGAAUAAAAAAAUUAUAAAAAAAAGUGUUAAAAAAAAUGAGCGAUAAUGACAAUUAAUAUAAUCGAUGUGCCAUGUGUUGCAGCCAUGAUAUAAAAAUAAUUAUUACAAAAGAGAUGUCUCAUCUAUGUACAAUAUGUCUUCGCUCCUUGUAAAAGCAUAGAUAUUAACAUCAUAAAUGUGAGCUGCUUAAUUUUAGUGCUCGCAAUAGCUCUACAACCAUCAUUCCUCUUUAAUUUAUUAUCAUAUAUAAAAAGAAACAAUAAGCUAUUUUUGCCUAAUCUUCCCUCUAACAGUACAAUGUGGAUUGGUUAUCAAAGAUUUACUCGCAGAGAAAAGCCUGUGUUCUAAUACUCAUUAUUAUGCAAAAUGGCUUAUUGCUUCUACUAUAUUUAAAUAUGAAUGAUAUAAAACAUGGCAUACUUUCUUUGUAUGCCUUCUCGAUAAAAAAGGAUACCUUUUUUUAAACAACUCUUUAUUUAAAUAGAAUUAUCAAAUGUUGCAGCAGUCUUACAUGUACCAAAUUCGUAAUGAUAUCAUAUUUAUUCUAGAAAUGUGCGUACUUUUAUUCGUAAUCGACAAAAUAUUCCAAGAUAUAUAUACAUAUAUAUAUAUAUAUAUAUAUAUAUAUAUAUAUAUAUAUAUAUAAAUAAAUAAUGUGUACACAAUAUCUCUCCCCCAUAUCGAUUCUUAAUGCGCAAAUUAACGGAUAUAAAUAAUUGAUGUACCUUGAUAUUUAGUUUCAAUGAUAUAUAUAUUGUCAAUUUGUCAAUAAUGAAAUCCUUUGUGUUAUUAAAUAUAUUAAAAUAUUCUAUUCUACGUGUUCUAUACCACUAUGGUUGUAUUAUUAAAAAAAAAAAAAAAAGAAAAAAAAAGAAUGAAAAAAAAGAGAAAAGAAAAAGAAAAAAGAAAAAAAAACAGAAAUAAAAAAAUUCAAAAAGAAGUGCUAUAAAAGAAACCUUUACAUCGUCUCGAUUUUGCGAAUCAAAGUACUUGCAACCAAUAUCAUAAUAUUAUCUAUUAUUUCUUGAAAUUUUGUAUUAUUGACAAGAAUAAGCUGAAACUAGGACAGUUAUUGUUAACGACAAGUUAUGUUAAUGAUGAUGAUGAUUAUGAUGAUGAUGAUAUAUACAUAUGGUACUUGAAAAUUUGCUACAAUAUUCCUUCACAAUUUGAAAAAUUACAAUGACAUAAUUAUUUAAUGUAAUUGUACAACAACGAGAAAGUUGUAAAAAGAUUCAAAGUGAUAUUUGUAUCAUGUAUGUACGUACGUUUUAAAAUGCACUCUGGUAGUAUUAAAUAUGCUCAGAAUGGAUAUAAAUGAAACAUUCUUAGAUAAUUGUAUUCACAGUAUAUUAUAAACUAACUAGCUAAGAGAUAUAUAUGAUUAAAGUGUGCCUAACUUAUAGAAAGAGAGAAGACAUAUGUUAUAAAUGAUUAAUAUAGUAAAAAGAAAAAAAGGUUUUAAUGUCACUUAACUGUCUUGCGCAACAUAGCUUGUCCAAAACUGGCACUUGUCCAAAGUUCGCUCCUUUUAAUUACAAUAAUCGUCAUUUUUUUUUUAUAAAUCUCAAUUAGAUUCUUGAUAUACAUUGAUUAUUGGGCAAGAGAUAAGACUGAUAAAGAUUAUUGUAAUCAGUAUUAAUGAGAGCAUUGGUAUUUUACAUAUAUAUACCGUAUUCUUACAAGAGAGUAAAUUUAUACUAAAUUAUAUAUUUUAUCUGCUUGUAUUUUUUUUUCUUCUCUAUAAAAGUGUAAAUUAUAAAUUAGUCAAUAUUGAUAAAUUUGUAUUAAGAUAAUUCCAUUAUUUUAAUAUAACUUAUUAUUUUUUGGCAAUUUAGGAGCCAACGACAUAUCCUUAGCACAUAUUUGUCUAGCCUUUAUGUAUAUUAAUAAAUUAAUUACACUAA